GCUGCGUGACUGAAUCAUGCGGGUUUUCGUACUUGAGCGCAUGUGAAUUCUUUCCUGUUCAAGUGAUCCGAAGGAACGGAACGCUCCCUCGUGCGUGGCGCACGAGAUCAGUAAACAUGGUGCUUUUACACGUGUUGUUUGAGCAUGCAGCUGGAUAUGCAUUAUUUGCUGUCAAAGAAGUUGAAGAGAUUGGAAUGCUGCUACCUCAGGUGGAGGAAAGUGUCCUAAAUGUUGGCAAAUUCAGUAGCGUAAUCCGACUGAGUGCAUUCUUCCCCUUUAAAUCCGCCCAGACUGCUCUGGAAAAUAUCAAUGCCAUUUCAGAAGGAGUUGUCCAUGCGGAUCUCAAGUUGUUCUUGGAGACCAACCUUCCGUCCGGGGGUAAAAAGAAGUCCAUGUUGGGGGUGUCCGAUGCUAAGAUUGGUGCAGCGCUUCAGGAAGAGCUUAAUCUGUCCAUUCAGACUGGAGGAGUUGUAGCUGAAAUCAUAAGGGGUGUGCGUCUGCACUUCCAUUCCCUGGUAAAGGGACUCACUGCUGUGGCUGCGUCCAAAGCUCAAUUGGGUUUGGGUCACAGCUAUUCCAGAGCUAAAGUCAAGUUCAACGUCAAUAGGGCGGACAACAUGAUCAUCCAGUCGAUCGCCCUCCUGGACCAGCUGGACAAGGACAUCAACACGUUCUCCAUGCGUGUGCGUGAAUGGUACGGUUACCACUUCCCAGAGCUAAUAAAGAUAGUGAGCGAUAACAGUACAUACUGUAAGAUGGCCAAGCUGAUCGGGAACAGGAAGGAACUGAAUGAGGAGAUGUUGGAAGCUAUGGAGGAGAUCACAAUGGACAGUGCCAAAGCUCAGGCAGUCCUUGACGCGUCCCGAAGCUCUAUGGGUAUGGAUAUCUCUCCUAUUGACCUGAUCAACAUUGAGAGCUUCUCCAAUCGUGUGAUUUCUCUCACAAACUACAGACUGGAACUGCAAGAGUACCUGCGCUCCAAAAUGGGCCAGGUGGCCCCAAAUCUCGCGGCUCUCAUUGGUGAUGUGGUUGGUGCCCGUCUCAUCUCUCACGCUGGCAGUCUGACAAACCUUGCCAAAUAUCCCGCCUCCACCGUGCAGAUUCUGGGGGCUGAGAAGGCCCUGUUCAGGGCGCUGAAGACCAGAGGAAACACCCCAAAGUACGGUCUAAUUUUCCAUUCGACGUUCAUUGGGCGUGCCGCUGCCAAGAACAAGGGUCGCAUCUCGCGUUAUCUGGCCAACAAGUGCACCAUUGCAUCACGCAUUGACUGUUUUUCUGAGGUUCCCACGUGUGUGUUUGGUGACAAGCUUCGUGGUCAAGUAGAAGAACGUCUGGCCUUCUAUGAGACCGGUGAAGCCCCACGGAAGAACCUGGAUGUCAUGAAAGAAGCUGUUGCAGAGGCUACUGAGGUGACUGCUGAAAUCAAGCGCAAGCUCGAGAAGAAGGAAAAGAAGAAAAAGAAGCGUGAAAAGAGGAAACUAGAAGCUCUUUCCACAGCAGAAGGAGAUGACGAGAAAGCCAAUGGCGAUGCUGAGGAGAAACCAGAAGAAAAGAAGAAAAAGAAAAAGAAGCUGGCAGCUGAGACGCCACAGGUGGAGGAAGAGGUCACGACAAACGGUGGUGAGGCCACGCCUUCUAAGAAAAAGAAGAGGACAAUUGACGUCGUGGAGGCGGAGCCUGAGGUGACGGAGGAGGCUGAUGUGACACAGGUGGAGAAGAAAAAGAAAAAAAAGAAAAAGAAGGCUGAGGAGGAUGAAUGAGCGUGUUCCUUCUGACUGGACUUUUUCAGUAUUGUACAGUUAUUUUUGUUUCAUUUAUGAAUGUUGGACUCAAGAAUAAGAUGUUUGAGAGCUGCGCGUAAGAAGAGUGAUGUUUUUUUAUAUAUACAAACUGCUUUUAUUUCCUGUCAUUUUCAAAGCACCUUUCUGAAACCGUUCAUUUAUGUGCCUUGUAAUAAAAUGACGGCCCUUUGGCAUCAGUGAAAAGAUUUCAAAGCUUUGCCAUCCAAGUUUCACUUUUAAAUGUCACAUGCUUUAAUUGAUAAAGGUUUUUCUUGAAGUGUGCUAGUUUGAUUAUUCAUUAAUCUGAUUUGGAACUGUUUGUUGUAAAGCAUAUUUUUAGUUACACGUACUGAAAUUUAUUUACAGAGAUGGAAAAAUGAACUGUGGUGUCAACCUAGCUCGUAUUUGCAAGUAUUCCAUCUAAUGAUUCGUUAUGCACAAAUGAAUGGCAUUUCAAUAAAUCAAUGUGAUUCUGUAA
Pimephales promelas (fathead minnow) is the source of this 2259-nucleotide messenger RNA. RefSeq names its product NOP56 ribonucleoprotein homolog (gene nop56). Gene Ontology annotation, molecular function: snoRNA binding. The record is from RefSeq and is a predicted model, not a curated record. NCBI's taxonomy places the organism in Eukaryota, Metazoa, Chordata, Actinopteri, Cypriniformes, Leuciscidae. Gene Ontology annotation, cellular component: small-subunit processome; box C/D methylation guide snoRNP complex.